AUGAACAACGGAAUGGAGUUCGGUGUCAUUGUUGUUCUCAUGAGUCAUUUGCAGUCUUUGAAUCAAUUGACUAUGUUAUUUGUGAGAAUAUGUGGUUUAUUAUUAGCCAACAUUGAAAAAAGGAAAGCUACAAGGAAGAGAGGGACGUGGGAUUUUUGCAGUAGGGCUUCGAUAAGGGAAGUUAAUCUGCAGAGAAUAGUGUAUAUCACUGAUACAGCUUGUAUUGAGAAUACAAGGAUGGAUCGGAGAAGUUUUCAUAAAUUGUGUGACUUACUUAAAACUGUUGGGAUGCUUGAACCGUCCAAGCAUAUGGGUGUGGAAGAGGUGGUUGCAAUCUUUCUUUACAUAUUGUCUCACGAUGUUGAAACUCGGAUAAUUGAAAGAAAGUUUAUGAGGUCUGAUGAAACUAUAAGCAGACAGUUCACGAAGGUGUUGCUGGCUGUGUUAAGAUGUCAUACUGUUCUACUCAAACGCCCUGAGCCCAUCCCCGAAAACUCAACCAAUGAUAAGUGGAAAUGGUUCAAGAAUUGCCUAGGAGCUCUAGAUGGGAUCCACAUCAAGGUAAAUCCCCUAGAAGCUGAUAAGCCUAGAUACCGGACUAGGAAGGGUGAGAUAGCAACAAACGUGUUGGGUGUUUGUUCACAAGAUGCCCAAUUUAUUUUUGUUUUCACUGGAUGGGAGGGAUCGGCUGCAGAUUCAAAGGUCCUCAGAGAUGCUAUAUCUCGUAAGAACGGAUUAAGGGUGCCAAAAGGUUACUAUUAUCUAUGCGAUGCUAGUUACAUGAAUGGGGAAGGAUUCCUUACACCUUAUAGGGGGAAAAGAUUUAGUGAGUGGAGACAUGGGGCACAGCCAACAACACCACAAGAAUUUUUUAACAUGAAACACUCAAGUGCUAGGAAUGUCAUUGAACGAUGUUUUGGAAUGUUGAAGGGUCGUUGGGCGAUUGUAAUGUCAAAGUCCUUGUAUCCAGUUAAAACGCAAUGCAGGAUAAUCACUGCAUGCUGCUUGCUCCAUAAUCAUAUUAGAAGAGAAAUGCCAGUUGACCCUUUAGAGGAUAAUACGGGGGACAUGGCAGUACCUGAAGAUAAUUUUCAAGGACAUGAAAUGAUAAGUCAUGUGGAGUCAUCUAAAGCCUGGACACAUUGGAGGGAUGAAAUGGCGCAGCAGAUGUAUGUUGAAAGUGCAGCUGAUAAAGUGAUUAUAAAACAUUUGCUGUCAAGGCCAAGUGAAGCUGUUUUGUGGUGA
Molecule: messenger RNA, 1245 nt
Organism: Gastrolobium bilobum
Lineage: Eukaryota; Viridiplantae; Streptophyta; Magnoliopsida; Fabales; Fabaceae
Product: protein ALP1-like
Exons: 4
Coding region: 1-1245 (414 amino acids)
Source: RefSeq, a predicted model, not a curated record